Messenger RNA from Hemiscyllium ocellatum (epaulette shark), 933 nucleotides. It is a transcript of the gene ubl5, whose product is annotated as ubiquitin like 5. Gene Ontology annotation, molecular function: protein binding; protein tag activity. Lineage: Eukaryota; Metazoa; Chordata; Chondrichthyes; Orectolobiformes; Hemiscylliidae. Gene Ontology annotation, cellular component: cytoplasm; nucleus. The transcript has 5 exons. Bases 23 to 244 code for a protein of 73 amino acids. Gene Ontology annotation, biological process: mRNA splicing, via spliceosome; protein modification process. The record is from RefSeq and is a predicted model, not a curated record.
GAGGGGGGGGUAAUUCAUCAAAAUGAUUGAGAUAGUUUGCAAUGAUCGUUUAGGGAAAAAAGUUCGAGUGAAGUGCAAUCCUGAUGAUACCAUAAAAGAUCUGAAGAAACUGAUAGCUGCACAGACAGGAACAAAAUGGAACAAGCUCGUCUUAAAAAAAUGGUAUACUAUUUUCAAGAAUCACGUUCAGUUACAAGAUUAUGAGAUCCACGAUGGAAUGAACUUGGAACUGUACUACCAGUAAACAAUGAUGCACUCUGAAGUGGACAAGCUUAUCAUCGGCCAUCAGCACCAUUCGUUGAGGGAAAAGGACUUGCGAUUUCAUAAUGAUUUGUUUUCUGAACACCAGUGAUUUGUAUGUUUUACUGACCAAUGUCACCUUUUUUUUUCUUGUUUUUUUUUGUUUCAGAACAGUUUUAAUUUCUGGUUUCUUGUCCAUGUCCAAGCUGGGAUUUUUAAUGUGUAAAAUUAUAGUUGGCUAAAGUUGUGUAUAUGCUUCAAUGAUGUCUUUCUCUUCAAUCCUUGCCAGAUUAGCAUAGCAGUGUUUGUACUUCCCAACAGCAGACCUGUAACCUUUCCAAUCUGCAGCCUGUUCAACCACUGUACUUCCAAAUCCCUGCCAAUUUGUAACUGUACAGAGAAAGACCAGAUGUGCAAGGUAUUGAAAGUGCUAACUGUGUUAGUGAGGUGAUGGACCUUGGUAAACUAUCAAAGUGCUGUCUUUUAGGGUUAGCCUGUAGGAGAAAUUGGAAGGCAAGUAUUUUGUAUUUUCCUUUCUCAUAUGUUUUUGUGGAAGACGUUUCACUGAGCUUGCUGGUGGCAGGCAUGAUAUUAACAACCUUCAAAGGUUCUUGGUUGUUAUGAACCAGGCUGUUGAAGUGAACCAUGUUGUUAUAUGCACUCAAAUUGGUUUAAAUAAAACUAAAAUCUGGA